Nerophis lumbriciformis (worm pipefish) is the source of this 4590-nucleotide messenger RNA. The record is from RefSeq and is a predicted model, not a curated record. Lineage: Eukaryota; Metazoa; Chordata; Actinopteri; Syngnathiformes; Syngnathidae.
AUGUGGCUUCUUUGCUCCUGCCUGGCUCUGCUGGCCAUCAGCUUCAGAUCAUGUGAAACGCUUCCAUCAGAUCAAGAUGUACAGUGCCCAGCCUUACAAGUUGAAGAAUGGAAAUUUCCUCAUUCACCAAGGGAAAAUAUAACAGGUUUUAAUUUGGUGAGGCGGUUCUCCCUUCUCAAGAAUACAGACAUCAAAAAGAUCCGCAAUCCACGAGGACCCAUCAUCCUCCGCUUGGGCAAGACUCCCCUCGUUCGCCCCACUGAUCAGGUUUUUCCUAAUGGGCUUCCUGAAGAGUUCACUCUAAUCUUCACCCUGGCAUUAAAGAAGUCUGCCCUGAGGGACACCACCUACCUUCUACAGAUAUCUGAUGAGCAAGGAUACCCGCAGCUUUCCGUAGACCUCAAUGGCCCAGAUGGCACCCUGUCGUUGAGAGCCAGACGGGCUGCAAUCACAGAUGACCUGGUGAGCUGUGUCUUCGCUAAUGAGGGUGUGGAAUCUCUGCUGGAUUUACGCUGGCACAAGGUGGCCCUCAGUGUGCAAAGGGAUUCUGCUUCCCUCCUCGUGGACUGCAGCCACACCGAGACACAGCCCAUAGAGCACCGUGGAAAACUGCACCCUGAUGGGCAUACUCUAAUGGGUAUUCGAGCUGCGGAUGCUGGGCCUGUGCAGAUGGACAUUCAGCAGGUGGUGCUCUAUUGCAAUCCAGCCCUUGCCAGCCAGGAGACCUGUUGUGAGAUACCUGGAGCUCGAUGCCCACCGGAUGCCUCCAAGAGCCGACGGGCCGCGGAGAAUGACUUGGAUAACACUUUUAGCCAGGAAAUCAUCUCAUCCAAAGAUCUAGCAGAACAAGUCCUAAAUCUUGCUCGGAUUUCUGGGAUCAAAGGGGAAAAAGGCAACAGGUGUUCGGAGGGAACCAAGGGCCAGAAAGGAGAGAAAGGCGAGAUGAUGCUGCCUGCCAACUGGGGUGAAGCAGCUGAAUUCAAGGGUCUCAAAGGUCAAAAGGGAGACAUUGGUCCACAGGGUCUCACAGGCACUCCAGGAAAGGAUGGUCGAGCAGGCUCCAUCUGUGUUGUCGGCCCCAAGGGACAGAAGGGCGCCUCAGGAUCAGUGGGUCCUGAAGGCUUGGCUGGGGAGCCGGGAAUGCCUGGACCUCCAGGCCUACCCGGAGUUGGAAAGCCAGGUCCAGCAGGCCCUCCUGGUCCACCCGGUGGUGCAAAAGGAGACAUGGGUAAACCAGGUGUUGAAGGGGCUGAUGGAUUACCUGGUGAUCGGGGGCCAAGAGGACCAGCAGGUCAUAAAGGAGAAAAGGGAGACCCAUGUGAAGUAUGCCCUACACUGCCAGUAGAUAUUGGCAACACGGUGGCUUUGCCAGGUAGGAGGGGUCCAAAAGGAGAGCCCGGAUUACCAGGAAUUGGAGAGAGAGGACCACCUGGACUUCAAGGUGCGGAUGGAAAGGGUGGGCAGAAGGGAGAAGCAGGAUCAGAUGGUGUUAAAGGAGAAAAGGGCGAGCCAUGCACUAUGUGCCCCACUUUCGGUGAGUUACCCCAAAACCUGGUCCCUGGUGUUGGCAGUCAAACUCUUCAAAUAAAGGGACAAAAAGGAGAACCAGGAAUUGGAAUUCGAGGAGAACAAGGAGAUGCUGGAAAUGUAGGACCACCUGGCCCAAGAGGAGAGACAGGUAAUACAGGUAGAAGAGGAGCUGAUGGUAAACCGGGAGAAAUUGGACUGCCUGGUCUUAGUCUUCCUGGCCAGAAAGGGGAGCCGGGGGAGUGUGGUGUGUGCCAGCCAUACGAGGUUGGCAGCGGACCUGCUAGCAUCAAGUUACCUGAGGGAACACGAGGCAACCCCGGUGAACCAGGCCCUCCGGGCAUUCCUGGACUUCCUGGGGUUGGGGCAGAUGGCAAACAGGGCCCCCCGGGUGCUGCUGGAGAAAAAGGUGAUAAGGGUGACCAAGGUGACAAAGGAGAUACUGGAUUCAAUGGUGCUCCAGGAGUCCCAGGACUGCCUGGAGAGCCCGGACGUGAUGGACGGAUUGGCUUAAAGGGAGAGAAGGGUGACGCUUGUACCAGCUGUUCAUCUCUGGGCACUGGAACGGGUGAUGGUGUUGCUGUCCCUGGGCCAAAAGGAGAGAGAGGAGAACCUGGCCCCCCGGGAGAGGGGAAGACAGGCAAAAAUGGUAAACCAGGCUUACCAGGGAUACAAGGGCCUCCUGGUCUGAAAGGAAGCAAGGGAGAACCUGGGCUUGCAGGAGUUGGCCUACCAGGUGAACAGGGUAUCGAGGGACCGAUGGGACUUCCAGGUGCUAUUGGACUUCCUGGAUCCAAAGGAACGCCUGGCCCUGCAGGAUCUGCUGGAGAAAAGGGCCUCAGAGGAGAUGUUGGACCUCCAGGCCCUCAAGGACCAAUGGGCAUUGGUGUAACUGGACCACCAGGAAGAGAUGGCAUCCCAGGCUCCCGUGGCGUUCAAGGAGCUGAUGGCAGACCUGGAGCUCCCGGGGCUGUCAUAGGCAUGUGGCAUCCAGGUCCUCAGGGACCUCCUGGACCACCAGGGCCACCGGGCCCACCUGGGCCUCAUGGUCUCAAUGGAGCGCAAGGACCUCAAGGUAUCCCUGGAAACGAUGGUAUACCAGGAAAACCGGGUUUGCCUGGAUACGUUAAAGCUUGUGUUGGGGAAUGCUCCCAAGGGAUGCCAGGUGUGCCAGGUAUGGCUGGUGCCAAAGGAGAAAAGGGAGAUCAGGGCAAGCCAGGCGUAACCCCCUUGGAUAACUGUGACAGUUGUUUGGAGAAACUACAGGCAACAGAACCACGAGAUCCUUGCACCUGUACGGGAUCACCUGGAAUUCCAGGAGUGCCUGGGUCGCAGGGAAUACGCGGAGAACCUGGCAUGCCAGGAGACAGAGGACACGCCGGACUUCCUGGAAACAUGGGCCCUCCAGGUUUCCCAGGUCCUCCAGGUCCAUCUGGCUCACCUGGUCAACAAGGUGAACAAGGGUCAGCUGGAUUAGCUGGAAUCAAGGGUGAACAGGGCUCUCCAGGGACACCAGGCUAUCCUGGUACUAUGGGGCCUCCUGGAAUGCCGGGAUUGAAGGGUGAACGCGGGAGCCCAGGAACGAGUGGCGAGAAAGGAGAAACGGGUCCUUCUGGUCUCCCAGGCUACCAAGGACAGGCGGGCGCACCAGGAGUUAAAGGUGACACAGGACCAGCAGGACCUGUUGGGCCAAAAGGAGAACAGGGCUUUCAAGGACAACCUGGAUUCCCUGGAACCCCGGGCCCACCUGGCCUUGCAGGCAAAUCUGGAAGGGAAGGACCCCCAGGACUGAAAGGCGAAAAAGGUAAUGAUGGUGCCCAAGGUUCUCAAGGACCAACUGGACCGCCUGGCUCAACAGGCUCCCCAGGGCUGAUGGGACCCCCUGGCAUUGAGGGAGUUGAUGGAAAAGAUGGAAAACAGGGUCUCCGGGGAGAGCUCGGCCCACCGGGACCAGCUGGCCCGAGAGGAAUCCCAGGAUUUAAAGGAAAAACUGGCCACACUGGCUUUCCAGGACCAAAGGGAGACAUCGGGCCUUCAGGCCCGCCUGGACCACCUGGGAGGCCAGGACAUGAGGGUGAUCCCGGAACACCAGGGGCUCAGGGACGACCAGGACCAUCUGGCCAUAUUGGGUCACCAGGUCCAGCAGGACCCCCAGGACCUCCUGGUCCAUCAGGAUUGGGUAUAAAGGGAGAUAAAGGUCAGAAUGGAGAGAGAGGUCUCCCAGGAAUGCCAGGACUCCCGGGUCCACCUGGUCACAAUGGAUUAAUGGGAGAACCAGGCAAUGAUGGUGCUGCUGGUAAAGAUGGUUUGGCAGGUGUUCCGGGUGAGAACGGAAAGCCAGGUCAAAAGGGUGAGCCUGGGGCCACUGGCGAAAGAGGUUCCCCAGGGGAGAGAGGAAGACCAGGGCCCCCUGGUGGAGGUUUGGGAUAUCACUCCAAGGAUGCACAACCGAUGAUUGGUCCAGUCGGGCCCAGAGGGGAGAGAGGAAGCCCUGGCUCAGCCGGCUCCCCUGGACCACCUGGAUCUCCAGGAAUGCCAGGACAUGAUGCCGUAGUCAAUUAUGAUGAAAUCAAGAACUUCAUUCGUCAGCAAGUCAUCAAAAUUUUUGAUGAGAGAAUGGCCUAUUACAUGUCUCGAAUGCAAAGUCCUGUGGAAAUGGUGUCAUCUCCGGGUCGGCCUGGGCCCCCAGGGAAGGACGGCAUUCCUGGUAAUCCGGGAGCCCCUGGAGCACCGGGUAUCCCAGGACAAAUUGGUCGGUUGGGUCGGCCCGGAGCCCCUGGCCCAGUUGGACCACGAGGGCCUGCUGGUGCAAAGGGAGAUAAAGGUGUCGGCGAGGUGGGAGAUGUAGGACCACCAGGAGCACCAGGUGUCCCAGGUUCCCCAGGCUAUGGUAAAAUGGGACCCCCAGGUGCUGUUGGACAGCAGGGAGUUCCUGGAAUCCCAGGUCCACCCGGGCCAGCUGGUUCUAAGGGAAUUGAUGGCCGGUGUAACCCAUCGGACUGCAUGAGCCAUCAAGUAGAAUAUAGCCCCAAGGGCCCCUCUGUCAAGGGUCCUUGGCAAUGA